Molecule: messenger RNA, 2450 nt
Organism: Drosophila mojavensis
Lineage: Eukaryota; Metazoa; Arthropoda; Insecta; Diptera; Drosophilidae
Gene: Map60
Product: cell wall protein DAN4
Exons: 2
Coding region: 175-1572 (465 amino acids)
Source: RefSeq, a predicted model, not a curated record
CACAGCAGACGACGCGCCGCAUACGUGAAAAAGCGAAGUUGCAAAACGAAGCGAAAAGAGCGCAAACUCUAGAAAAGAGCGGCAGGGCCAAACAUUAAGUGAAAAACUGGUCAUAAAAACGCCGUCAAAAUUAAUAAAAACGCGCAAAACGCAAGCCGCAAGUCGCUGACUAAAAUGGCUAUACAGCUGGACAAAAUUCUGGCCGACAUUGCCAAGGAAAAGGCGCUGCAUCCGAAUAAUACAAGUGCCACCAAACAGGAGCAGGACGAUGCUUGGGCGCGAAUUGGGCGCCUCAACAAGCUCACUGUGCACGAGUCGCGCUCUAUUUUCAUAGUUCUGCAAAAGAAAUACGAACAGGAGAAACUAAAAGGGAAUUCAGGAUGGAAAUUGUAUGGACUAAUGCAGAAAAUCCAUCAGGAGCCGAAGAUCAAGACGGAAGAUGAACAAUUGCCCAUGGAGGAAGUGGAGGAAUAUGAAAUGUUGGAGGUGCAGGAGCAGGAGGAAGAUGAUGAAGGCUCCGCCAACGCGAAUCCACGACAAUUUGGUCAAGCCACCAAUUCCACAGGUUCGGCCAGCUUAGAUGGCGAUAGUCCGACGAAAUCGAGUAGCACUGGCGGCGGCACUCCAGAAAAGGACGUUAAGCCGUAUGCAAAACCAAACGUAGAUACACCGCGUCCAGCAUUUGAAGAGAAGAAGCUGCUCAAUACAAUGGCCAACAAUCCGCAGCGUUCCAACUCACAAUCGAAUGCGGUUUCCGUGGCAGCCGCUGCACUUCAAAAGAAGGGAAUAACUUUGAAAAAGACGCCUAGCAGCGCCGCCGCAGCUGGACACAAGUCGGCGUCCGGAGCAGCUACACAGCAGUCACAGUUGAGCAGCAAUAAAACAACGUCCUCGGUACGCACCACAAUUCAACUGCCCGAUUCAAUGAAACGCAAGCUCUCGGACGAAUGCUCCAAUACGCCGGUGCAAAAGAAGCUACAAAGGAAUCAGACUAGCCCCAAGAGCACCCAUACAUCAGGAGGAGGAGGAACAGCGGUAGCAGCAGCUACAGCUACAGCCUCUGCCGAGCCCACAACUCCAACGAGUGCGACAUCGAAUGUGGUUCACACGACUACAGCUCAACUGCUGCAGGUAAAGAAGGAUCGCGAGAGCAAUCAGUCACCACCUCCAGGCAUUAACAUUAUAACCAUACCUGCCUCACAGCAGAUCAAUGGGAAUCUUGUUAGUGGCGGCGCAGCCAACUCCUCGACAGGGGCUACCAUGGCCUCCACAUCUGUGGCCAGCACCAAUGGCUAUUCGCCGCAUAUGGAGGAGCUCAAUGAAAUCAUCUUUGAUUCUGGCAAAGUGAAUGCCAGCUCCCACAAUACUGCUGAGAUUAUUAACUUAGGCAAUUUCGACAAUUCACUGCCGCCGACAUUCUUCAAGAAUCUGUGCAACUCGACGCGCCACGAAGCCCUUGGCCUCUACGUGGCAAAUGUGAUGAAUCGAAUCUCACAGCGUGGCGCCGCCAAACUGGAGCUGGGCAUACUCCGAGCCAUCGUGGACGUACAAAGUGACGAGCUGGAGCAGUAACUGGCCACAGACGAGAUUCGCAGAAGGAGCAAUCCCCUCCCCCCUUAGAAGUAGUUAAGUAGAGAAGUGUUCGCGCAACAGAUAACUCGAUUUACGAUUUUAUUUAGUGGCGUUUACACGAGUUCUAGUUUACACUUGUCUGAGCCACUAGAUUUAUAAAUUAUUUUUCAUUUGGGUUGAGGAAUGACCUAUACAGCAGCUAAGAACAGGAAUAUAUUUCAUGAUUUCUGUGAUAUCCAACAAGCAGAUCAUAUUUAAUUUGUUUAGAUAUUAUUGGCGGCUAUUUGAAUUUUAAUCUUUAAAUUACCCAAAUCGAGGAGAAACAUUUUAUAACUUUUAUGACGUCGAAUACGUUGAUAUUUAAUUUAUUUAUACAUUAUUUUAAAAUUAUUGACUUUCAUUUUAUUCUAUUAUAUUUUUGAAAUUAUAUAAUAGGCCAGUGCUCAUUGACUCGUGUAAACAUAACAACUUGAUAUAGAAUAUAUAUCUGUAUACUCUAUGGCUAACGCAACAAAUAUCAGUUAUUGGAUACACAAUGGUGCAUCUUAUUAAUGGUAAUAAUAUUUAACUUUGAACUCGUGUAAAUUCUGCCAAGUUUAUGCAAAGUAUUUAAAAAUGUUUGAUAAGUAUAAAUAUAUAACACUAUAUACCACAUAUAGUUUAUACUAUAUUUUUACUAUAUUUAUAUAUAUUCAUUUUAGUGAUUUUAUAAACUUUAUUUCGCUUUGCAUAGACCGAGAUAAUGUCUGCCAUCUAUUAUUCCCCCAUCCUCCAUCCCCACACUCAGUCAAAAUUCAUUCAAAAAAUUUAGUUGAUAAGUUCGAGAUCCAUUUCAUAAAUUAAAUUAUAUGAUAAAUAAAGACGCAUUAUAUAGCCGA